Molecule: messenger RNA, 2939 nt
Organism: Colias croceus (clouded yellow)
Lineage: Eukaryota; Metazoa; Arthropoda; Insecta; Lepidoptera; Pieridae
Exons: 6
Coding region: 129-944 (271 amino acids)
Source: RefSeq, a predicted model, not a curated record
AAAGACGUGUGCAUUGAGCGCUCACGGACAAUACAAAACGUGUUCGUAUAAUAAGUUACAUAAACACGCGUGAACUGUGCAUGACAAAAGUUUUGUGAUAUGUGAUUCGAAGUGAACAAUACUUAAGGAUGUAUAUCGUUUUAAUAUUUCUGAGCUUACUUGUUAAAGAUUCUCUACUUCUAAAAGUGGUUCGGGUGACGGUCCCGUCAUACCGCGUGAGGGGUCAACCGGCCCAGUUGGAAUGUAAUUUCGAGUUAGGUGAAGACAAAUUAUAUUCAGUCAAAUGGUACAGAGACAAUGAAGAGUUCUACAGGUACAUGCCGAAGUUUGAUCCGCCCAAACUCGCUUAUAAAGUCGAGGGGAUUAAGGUUGACUUAUCAAAAUCAGACAUGAAGAAGGUGUUGCUUCACCAAGUGACGCUCAAAACAACAGGCAUAUACAGAUGUGAAGUGUCAGCGGAAGCGCCUAGUUUCGCAUCUGCAGCCGACGAGGGAAGAAUGGAAGUUAUUUAUCUACCGCGUGAGGGUCCAAGAAUAACUGGUAAUGAACUAGAAAAUAGAAGAGGUGACUCAUUAUUUCUGAACUGUACGUCGGGGCGAUCAUACCCCGCCGCAGUUCUAAGUUGGGACAUAGAUGGUGAGAAGGUAACAGACCCAGAGUUACUAGUCCACUACCCACCAAUACAACACGCUCACGGGCUGUUGUCGACCGCGCUAGGGCUGCGCGUGCCAACCGGCCGAACCAUGCAAGUUCGCUGCAUAGCCCGCGUCGCGCCCGGUUGGCGGGAGGGCAGCGAGGCCGUGAUCGGCAACAGCCAGCUAGCUGAUAGUAAAGAAGCUAUGUUAUUAGUGCGAAGUUCGGGCGAGGCAGCCACGUUGAGUAUAAUGCUGUUAACACUUUCGCUCCUUCAAAUCCUCAGUUCGCUAAUACAAUCAGAGACGUGAUAAAUUAUCACUUGUAUUUAUUAACCGAAAAUGUGCUAAGACGCAACCAUGACUCUGAAUUCGUUAGCAAUGGGUUCUGAUUAGGUGUAAGUUAUUUGCAAUGGGGUACUUGUGUUCUAAUUGGUUUAAUUUAAGGAUAUAUUUCAUCGUUUUACUGUACUGUUAUGUUUAUUUUUGGGUUUUGUUUUGUAUACUUUUAAUUUAUUAUUUUGUAGGUGCAUUUUGAUAUAAUUUAAUUUGGAAUUUUACAAGGUUUGUCGUAUAUUAAAUAUUUCGUAUCUGUGUAUAUUGGAUACAAUGGUUUUCCAGAAAUUAAACCUUUCGUUUAUAUACACGUUCUAAGUGUAAUUUUUAUUUACGUUACUUACGUUAUGUUAUUAUAAGUGUUUACUUCGAAAACUUUUAUUUUAAUAUCGAUGUUAUAAUUAAGAUUGUUAAACCUCGUUUAAUUUUGAGUCCCUAGUGAAUGAUUUGUAUUAAAAAUGCAACCCCAAAGCGAUAAUUGUGAUACUUAUAAGUAGUUAAUAAAUUUUUGCAUACAUUGUUUAAUUUUCAGCCAUGCAAGUAUCCCAUACUUUAUAGAUAGAUAUUUUGGAAAUUAGUUAAUCAUAAGCAUCAAAUACAUAUCUGUAAUUAGGCCACUUAUUGUUUUAUAUACAUGCUUGAAUUUCAUUUAUUUCUCAUUAAAAAACAAUUUAGUUUGUUCUCUUGGAUAUGAAUAAAAACUUAGUAACGCCUUCCUAGUAAAUAAAUCUGUAAAUAUUGCAUAGGUGAAGUUCUUUUGUAACAUGAUUAGACAAUCUUUAUAGGGAUAAAUCUAAAACAUGUACUAUGUAAAUGUUAUCUAUUUUUAAAUGAAAUAUUAUUUUUCAAUUCUGGCUAUUUUUAUUAGGCAUAUCUUCACAAAUUAUUUUAGUACUCAGUGCUAUGUAUCGGUAAACUUGUCAAUUGUAAAUACAAACAUACGAAUAUUUUGUAAGUGUAAUGAAGUAAUAAGUUUGAAUGUAAAAAUAUGAUAAUGACGUGUUCUCGUUAAUUUUGGAUUUUUUUGUAGUUCUUGUAAUUUAUGAGCCCUACAUUGAUUUACUCGUGAAAAUAAAUAAUCCGAUGUACUAAUCAUUCAAAGCUAUAUAAUGGCAGAUACUGAAGGGUUUUUUAAAUUAAAAAAGCAAUCUGAAAGAAUAUCAACUUCUGUAUAAGUCCAUGUAAUAUAACAUAAAUUCAAAUAUUACUCGAGUGAAGUUGCUAAUAUUAAGUUCGAAAUAUCUAAUUCAUCAUAGGCAUAUGAAAUAUUUGCAAUAAUAAUAUUUUUACGCGUUCAUUUUUUAGCUCUACGUUAUUAAAUAUGGACACAUUAUGAUCUCAUAAAUUACAAGAACACGAAAUAAAAAAAGAUCCUAAUUAAAGUUCUGUCUAGUUUCAAUGUAUUCUCAAUACUCAGCGGCCGUAGUCCGAUGUCGGGUUACUUCUUUGUUCCGUGGAUUUCUCUUGAGACAAACCUACGCUAAGGACUUGAUUACCUUACCUUGAGAAAAUAGACUUAUUUAUAGUGAUUGCCGUUAUUUGUAUCUCUGUAGAAAAUAAUGAUUUGUUUGUUUUGUUAUACAACUAUUUUGAAGCGUUGGGUAAUAUUCAAUGUAUUAUGUUAUUAGGUAUCAAGUUACCUAACUGUUUGAACGGUUGAACACCCUCUAAUCAAGGUUGGUUCUAACUUAAACAGUAAAGUAAGUUUUACAGCUCAAAGAAACUAAACGAACUUAUAGUUAAACGGCGAAACCCAGACAUCAAUUCGGCUUAAUCCAUUUUAUUAGUAAAUAGCUACAAUUUCAUGUCCUUUUCUUAUCCCUUAAAGAACUGAAUCAAAAUCGAAGUUUUUUAUAACUGUUAAGCUAAUGUGAAUAGAUUCUAAGAAACGAAUGCUUUUGUUGUUCAGUUGUUCUGUAUCUAGAAUACAAGAUUAUGAUUUUAUUGAAAUAAAAUAAACUAUUAACAUAA